Messenger RNA from Trichoderma virens Gv29-8, 554 nucleotides. RefSeq lists its product as uncharacterized. Bases 82 to 459 code for a protein of 125 amino acids. The transcript is spliced from 5 exons. Lineage: Eukaryota; Fungi; Ascomycota; Sordariomycetes; Hypocreales; Hypocreaceae. Gene Ontology annotation, cellular component: cytosol; mitochondrion. The record is from RefSeq and is a predicted model, not a curated record. Gene Ontology annotation, molecular function: deaminase activity.
UGUAACCUCUCCUCCAGACCCAAGAAUCCAGCCCGAAUCACCAUCUCCUAACAGACUUCUUCCGUCAGAUCCAAGUCCACAAUGGCCGACCAGACUAUCGUCUACACCAAGGAUGCCCCCUUCCCCCUGGGCCCUUAUUCUCAAGCUAUCAAGACCCCCGCGGCCAUCUACUGCUCAGGCCAGAUUCCUCUCACCGCCGAGGGCACCCUGAUUGAGGGCACCAUUGCCGACAAGACCAAGAAGUGCUGCGAAAACCUCGAUGCUGUCCUCAAGGAGGCCGGCUCUUCUCUCUCCAAGGUUGUCAAGACCACCAUCUUCAUCUCCGACAUGGCUCACUUUGCCGAAAUGAACGGAGAGUACGAGAAGUUCUUCUCUCACAAGCCGGCACGAAGCUGCGUUGCCGUCAAGACGCUCCCCAAGAACGUCGACGUUGAGAUUGAGGCCAUUGCCCUGCCAUAGAGGGCUGUAGAGGGAAUGUUGUAAAAGUUUUAUAUAAAUAUUUUUACACGCUAUUACAACCCAAUGAGUUAAAUACACCUGCGCCGGUUCUUUAU